AUGAAUGAUGUAUUUGCCAUUUUCGACAAUGAUAAAAAAAAGAAGAAACUGAAAGUCGAUUUACAGAGAAACGUAUCUGCUACGGGAAGGAAAUGUGUAUCUAUAUCCGAUCCACAUAUCGCUGUUGACAACAACUAUUCGGUCUACUUGGGAGCAAAAGACAAAUAUUUCGUCAAGUGGGCUAAUGGAUCCAAUUAUGAAGCUGACUGCUGGCCAGGUUUAUCGAGCUGGAUAGACUUUAUGAUACCAGAAGCAUCUGACUAUUACUCAAGUUGGUUCGCUUUCGACAAGUUCAAUGGCAGUACCGAAACAUUAGCUGGUAUCUGGAACGACAUGAAUGAACCAGCUGUAUUUGACGAUACCAUAGAGAAAACCUUACCAUUCGAGGUAUUGCACGCUGGAGGAGUCAAACAUGGAGAUAUUCACAACAUCUAUGGAUUUAUGCAAACAAGAGCCACCCACAAAGGACUCAUGGAUCGUGAUCAACAAAAGAAAAGGCCUUUUAUUUUGAGUCGAUCAACCUUCGCUGGAUCCCAAAGGUAUGCCGCUAUGUGGACAGGGGAUAAUUCUGCCACCUGGAACCAUUUUGCUAACACCUACCCAGAAUGUAUGACGGCUAAUUUAAUGGGUAUGGUAUUUUGUGGUGCCGAUAUCGGAGGAUUUUUAGGAGAUCCUAGUGACGAACUGUUGCAGAGAUGGUAUCAAGGUGCCGUUUGGACAACAUUCUUCAGAGGCCAUUCAAGCAGAGAAUCGCAGCGACGCGAACCAUUCUUGUUCUCUGAGGAAGUUCAAAACGUCAUCAGAAAUGCAAUAAGAUUACGAUAUCAACAUAUUCCAGUAUUUUACAGAUUAUUCUUCGAACAUACCAGGACAGGCGAUCCAAUUCUCAGGCCUCUAUUCUAUCAAUACACUGACAUCAACGAAAGAGAUACUCAAAUGCUCAUAGGUACGGAUAUUAUGUCUGUUGCAGUCACGAAACCAAAUAUAACUUCGGUGAAUGUAUUUAUUCCUGGAGAAUCUGAGUAUUGGUAUAGAGUAGAUGAGGGAUGGUCCGUACAUGCUGGAGGGAAAGAAGUUAAUGCUGAAAUUAAUAUCGCUACCUCUCCGUAUUAUUAUAGAGCGGGAAGUAUCAUAGUAAGGCAAGAUACAAUUGUAAAAUCAACAACUGAAGCACUGAAUGCCUCAUACUCUAUUUACGUCAAUCUUGAUCUGAACAACCAAGCAGAGGGUCGCUUUUAUAUGGAUGAUUUUAUUAGCUUCGAUUACACCAACAAGAACGAAUAUAUAUACUUUAGCAUGCGGGCUAUCAACCAUAAGUUGAUAAUUACGCCAAUUGAUGGAAAUCAUGGAGACUUGGUCGCCCACUUAAAAGAAGUUAUAGUACAUAGAAUUGUUACUGAAAAUGAUGGAAAAUUGGGGUCCUCUGAAACCACAUACAUCAAAACAGCAGACGGCACACCUUUAGAAUCUAUUGAUAUUGGAAAAGAACUACUCACUGGAGAGGGACUGACCAUUCACUUGUGAUGUUAUGCUAUGUUUACAUGAACUGAAAUAAAAGAGUUAACAAUGUA
This is a messenger RNA of Leptinotarsa decemlineata (Colorado potato beetle), 1571 nucleotides long. Its product is annotated as neutral alpha-glucosidase C. The record is from RefSeq and is a predicted model, not a curated record. Gene Ontology annotation, biological process: carbohydrate metabolic process; N-glycan processing. Lineage: Eukaryota; Metazoa; Arthropoda; Insecta; Coleoptera; Chrysomelidae. Gene Ontology annotation, molecular function: carbohydrate binding; alpha-glucosidase activity.